UACACAUAUAUUUACGGUAUCACUACACAUCGUCAAUGUCAACAUGAAGACGGUAUUUGUUUCCGAUAUAUCGGAAGAGAGAGACAGGUUAAGGAAUUACAGGCCAAUAUAGUUGAGGCAAUGACACGUAAUGAUGGUGGUUUGCCAGUUGCCCUCUCAUUCUUUGAACUCGCUGCUGAUCACACAAGAAUGAAUGAAAAAGUACUGCAGCUGUUUCAUAAGAUAGCCCAUGAUAAACUCAGCAGCCAUAUAUUGGCAGUUGUUCCUGAAAAUCUUGCAUCUGUCUUACUUCAUCAGGCUAAAGAGCAAAGAUUAAUGACACCAUAUUACCAGUGGCUGCUCAUUGUGCCAGAUGUUAUGAAUCCCUAUGGUUUUAUUGACCUGUUGAGGGAUGGCAGCAAUGUUGCCUUUAUCUGUAACACUUCAAUCAAGAAGAAAGAUUGUUUGGAAGGCAUUUAUUGUCACAUAUCAGAAGUGGCUCACAGUUUUGUAGCUGCCCUGUCCCACACUACACAGCAGGAGAAGAACAUUUCACAACAAGUGUCUGAAGAUGAAUGGGAUAUUCUACACCCAUCAAAAAGGGAACACCAUGAUGCCAUUCUUGCAGCUCUUAUUGAACAGCUAGAUGUUAAAGGAAAAUGUGAUGCAUGUAGAAGAUGGACAAUCUUUGCAGCAGAAACUUGGGGAGUAGGUGCUGUUAGCUCACUUCCAGAAAUAGGUAUAUGGACUACUCAUCUGGGGACACAAUUAACAAACAAUUUGUUUCCACACAGUGCUCACAGAUUUUGUGGUCGUAACUUGCAAGUGCUCUCAUUUCAUAGUCCACCAUGGCAAAUUAUCCAUUACAAUGCCACACGAAGGGAGUUCCAAUAUGAGGGUGUCUUCUUCAAAGUUCUAAGUGUGCUGUCUGAGCGACUUAACUUCAGCUAUACAGUGAUGCAACCAACAGACCACAAAGGAAAUAUUGCCAAUGAUACUGAUCUUGUUGGCUCUGAUGUGAUGGCUACACAGCAACAGAGUGAGAAUGAGAAACUAGAAGACUUAAAAAAAGAUAUAGUGCCAUGGGACCAUUUCAUAGAAACUGUAGCACAGAAGAGAGUUUUUAUUGGAGCAGCAGCAUUCAUCAUAAAUGAUGCUCAUAAACUGAAAGUGAAUUUUACUUUUCCUCUGGGUACUGUCACAUACACUUUCUUAUCUGCACGACCUCGAGAGCUGAGUAGAGCUGGGCUCUUCAUUCGUCCAUUUGGAAAUGAUACAUGGCUAUGUGUUGUGGCAUCAGUACUGAUGAUGGCAAUGUUAUUGUACUGGAUGAAUCAUCUAAGUGUGGUUCCCCGACUGAAAAAGGUCAAUGGUCUUGCAAAAAUGGUGAACUGCUUUUGGUACAUGUAUGGUGCCCUGUUACAGCAAGGUGGAGCAAACAUGCCAAAAGCAGACAGCAGUCGCUUAUUAGUAGGAACAUGGUGGCUUGUCGUCCUUGUCCUAGUUACAUCAUACAGUGGAAACUUGGUGGCUUUCCUUACAUUUCCAAUACUAGAAGCACCUUUGACAUCUGUUCGCCUUAUGCCAGGAAGGGGACUUUCUUGGGGUCUGAUAACUGGUUCUUCAUUGGAACAGUUACUAAAAACAUCGGAUGACCCGGAACUGCACAAGCUGCAUGAGGAUGCCGUGCAGCAUAAAGAACUGAAUGAAACUCUGUUGUCAAUGCUGGCAUCGGGUGAUCACAUCCUCCUCCACAGCCGUCUUACACUGCGGCGACUGACACGAAUUGACCUGCGCAAGUCAUCAGUGUGUCGCUUCAUGAUAGGCGAUGAAAAUUUUGUUGAAGAAGAAGUUGCUAUGAUUCUACCAAAGGAUAGUCCGUACUUAGAGAUGAUAAAUGAAGAGAUAAGGCGGCUAAAGCAAUCAGGUCUUAUCGAAAAGUGGGAGGCUGACAGCAGACUCUCUGGGGAUCGCUGUACACAAAUAGCAUCUGCAUCUGAUGUUUCCAACCACAAAGUCAACAUGGCUGACAUGCAAGGGUGCUUCUUUGUACUUUUACUUGCAAACUAUGAUGAAUACUGCACACAACAUCCACAUUUUUAUAUUUUUCAUUUGUACAGAUGCAGUCCUAUUCAAGGAACUGCAGCAGCAUCCAUAACAAUAACUAUGGAACACAUAUUCCACUUGUAUACAAAAUCAAGAGAAAGAAGACUGGUCAAACCAUUUAUCAUCUGAUUGUGACUGAAUAUCACUAGCAUUACACACAGAAAGUAAAGUACUUAACAUCACGUAGAUAAAAUAAGUUACUUCUGUAAAUUGUAUAUGUUCCACAUUUGUAGUGAUGAAAAUCGUGAUUUCCUGUCAGAAAGGUUACAGUUAAUAGUACCCGACAGAAAGUCAUAGAGAAAAACAAGUGAUAUCUGGUAUUUCCCAAGUAAGUGUUAUAUGCCCUCCUGCUGUUUCUGAUCUGAUAUAUAUGAGGGCUAUUCAGAAAGAAGGGAAUGUUUUGGCAUUCAAAAAAAACCAAGUACAAUAAAUACAUCUUAUUACAUACAUAUGAAAGAGCGACUGACAUACAACUUUUCCACAUAGUCACCAAACACAGUGAGGCACUUAUCAUAGUGGUGGACAAGAUUUGAAAUGCCUUUGUCAUAAAAUUCUGCCACCUGAGACUUCAGCCAGUGAGUCACGCCCAUCUGGAGCUCCGUGUCAUCAAAGCACUGCGUUGCAAGUCAGUUCUUCAUCUUGGGAAACAAGCAGAAGUCACUUGGUGUGAGAUCAGGGCUGUAGGGUGGAUGAGGGAAAAUUUCCCAUUUGUAUGAAUUAAGGAGUUCUUUAGUAAGGUGAGGUCGGGCAUUGUCGUGCAAAAACAAAAUUUUGGAUGUCAGCUUCCUCGGCGUUUGUUUCAAACUGCUCUUCUAAGGCUGGGCAUAGUUUGACAGUACUGGGCAGAAUUUAUGGUUGCUCCAUGUUUGAGAGAAGCACACCUUGCCUAUCUCAAAACACUGUCACCAUCAUCUUCCUUGCUGACAAGGUUUGCAAACAUUUUCUUGGUUUUUGGGGGGACCUUGUGUGCCCCCACUCCAUGGACUAUAAUUUUGUCUCGCAAUUGACGUG
This is a messenger RNA of Schistocerca serialis cubense, 3096 nucleotides long. It is a transcript of the gene Ir93a, whose product is annotated as ionotropic receptor 93a. Lineage: Eukaryota; Metazoa; Arthropoda; Insecta; Orthoptera; Acrididae. The coding region runs from base 121 to 2214 and encodes 697 amino acids. The record is from RefSeq and is a predicted model, not a curated record. The transcript is spliced from 17 exons. Gene Ontology annotation, cellular component: membrane. Gene Ontology annotation, molecular function: ligand-gated monoatomic ion channel activity.